This is a messenger RNA of Symbiodinium sp. CCMP2456, 904 nucleotides long. The record is from the annotation of a GenBank genome assembly. NCBI's taxonomy places the organism in Eukaryota, Dinophyceae, Suessiales, Symbiodiniaceae.
GAUCCUUGCAGCCGUUUUGCAGACCAAGACGGCGAAGGACAUCAAAAGCGAAGCCGCGAACUUCUUUUUCAACGCUGCUGCACAGACGGCGGAGGCGGCUUCUGGACAAGGAGGAUCUUUGCACAGCGCCUCCUCGCAAUGUUUGUUGUCGUACGUCGGCUACGAGAAGACGCUGUGGGGCGCGCAUCUGCUGGAUGUCGUUGUGGCAGCCGGGCUCAUGUCAUCACUGUCCUUGAUGAAGGACUUUCGCGCUGCCCUCAUCGCAGGCAUAAACUGCUUUCUUCCCGCCAUCGCAGCCGAUUUCGGGAAGUAUCUGGUGUGCUACCGCCUGCAGCCAAACGACGGCCUCCGUUGCCCCUUUCUUCCUGGAUUUGCCGGGCUCGCCGGUGCAACGCAGGUGGCUGUGGGCCUAACUCUGUUUAUGAUCGCCGCUCUUUGGACAUGGCUUAGUCUCUCCAGAUCCGAGGAGGAUCCGCCACCCAGCCACGUGGUGUUCCUAACCAGCAAGUAUCAGCCGCGGUAUGCACUCUUUGAGACGGAGCGCUUGAUCAGGAAGACGCUCUUCACAUUCAUCGGCGCCUUGCUUCCCAUCUCCUCCUCGCCAGCCUUGCAGAUGGGAUGCCUAGGCAUGGUGGUUUGGGUGUCGCUGUUUGUGUACUUCCUGUACCAGCCUUACCACACGCCGGAGUGGAACUGGAUCGAAAUCUGCUUGCUCCUCGUGGCGAUGCUCAUGAUCUUGAGCGUGUCAACUUUGCUCGCAAAUGAGUUCCACUGGGGGCAUUCAGUGCCCACUCAGCAGUCGAUCAUCUUCGCAACUGCUGCUGUCGCGGCUGUGGCCAGUGUCAUCAUGAUUUUCAGAGUGAUGAAAGAACUGGUCCGAGAGCAGAGGCAAGCAGCCAAGUGA